AUGCUUUUCCUUACAACACUCAUCCUGGCGGCGCUUCUUGCUGUCAGGGGCGUUGAGAGCAAGUCAGUCUUUGCCCAUUUCAUGGUUGGCAACACAGAAACGUUUGACAUUACCAAGUGGCAAGACAACAUCGCUCUCGCGCAGCAAGCGCACAUGGACGCCUUCGCUCUGAACAUUGCGCACGGCUGGAAGUAUAACGACGAGCAGAUCGCCAACGCCUUCGCUGCCGCAAGCGCCAAGGGCUUCCAACUCUUUUUUUCCUUCGACUAUGCCGGUGGCGACGUCCCUUGGCCGAUGGCCGAGUACAACGGGAAGCCCUUCGUCUCGACAUUCGAGGGUCCCGACAAUGCCGAUGAUUGGCAUAGUAUCAAGGCAGACACGGACUGCUUCUUCAUACCGGACUGGUCCUCGUUGGGCGCGGGCCCGGCGCUGAGGGCCGCUGAUGGUGUGGCCGACGGCCUUUUCAACUGGGCCGCGUGGCCCUACGGACAGCGCAACAUGACUACCUAUAUCGACGCCUCGUACAACCAGCUCCUAGGGGGCAAGCCGUAUAUGAUGCCCGUUUCCCCCUGGUUCUUCACCAACUUGCCGGGCUAUAGCAAGAACUGGCUGUGGAAGAGCGGCGAUCUGUGGUACGAGCGCUGGAAGCAGGUGGUAUCCAUGGACUUCGAGCCCGAGUUCCUGGAGAUCAUCAGCUGGAACGAUUACGGCGAAUCUCACUACAUCGGACCUCUUGAUGACACCCAAUAUGAAGCGUUUGACGUCGGAGACGCCCCGUACAACUACGUCAAGAACAUGCCGCACGACGGCUGGCGAGAACACUUGCCCUACCUGAUCGAUCUAUACAAGACAGGCACGGCUUCUUUCACGAAGGAGAGCAUGGUCACCUGGUUCAGGACGUCACUGAGCGACACCUGCGCGGACGGAGGCACCACCGGAAACACGGCCUCCCAGCUCCAGCUCGAGUACAGGGCACGCGACCUGACGCCGGACCGCAUCUACUUCUCCGUCCUCUUGGCUAGCCAGGCCGAGCUCAGGGUCUCUUUCGGUGGCAGGGACUACUCCGUCAAGGACUGGGACUACACGCCCGAUGGCGGCGUAGGCGUUUACCACACCAGCAUCCCCGUCUUGGGGACUGGCGGUGCAUGGCACGCUCAAAUCAUCAGGGGCGGCAGCACCGUCAUCGACUAUUCGGUCCCGCAGGGCAUCUCGGGAGACUGUCCUUCCGGCGUCACCAACUGGAACCCUUGGGUUGGCUCGGCCUCCAGCGGCGGGUCUGUCUCCGGAAAGCCUCCUCGCGACUUGUCUGACCAAGUCUGCAUCGCAGGCUGGGGCGAGGGCAACUUCAACGACCUAUGCAAGUUCACUUGCAAGUACGGAUACUGUCCCUCGAGCGCCUGUAUUUGCACCAAUAUGGGGAAGGCCCUCGACCAGCCCAAGUCGACCAGUGUGGUGGGCUACCCGGGCAACGGCGACGCAAACUAUGGUGGUCUUUGCACAUUUGCCUGCAACCUGGGCUACUGUCCUUCGACCGCCUGUUCCACAGAGAAGCAGCGCGAGUACGUGCCCGAGACAUCGCCGUUCAACCCAAACACGUGCAUCAAGGGCGGCGGACACGGCAGCUUCGCCCGCAUCUGCAGUUGGGCAUGCAGUUAUGGUUUCUGUCCCAUCUUCUCCUGCUUCUGCACCAUGGAGGGACCUCUGAACCUGCCGCCCCCCGUUGUCAAGGUCAGCGGCGUGAAGUCCAACCUGGGGAAUGAUAACGGCCUCUGUGCCUUCACCUGUUCGCACGGCUACUGCCCGUCUCCCGAGUGCACCUCCAAGGACGACGAGUCUGAAGGCGGCAACUCCGGUGGGAUGGACUUGAUAGUCGGAUACUUCCAGGCUGACAGCAUCUCCCGACGUGGUUGUGCGCAGCGGUCGGCGAGCUUUGUGCAGACGGACUCGGUCAGCCACGUCAACGUUGCGUUUGCCUGGAUCGAUCCCGGCACGUUCGUUCUCGUUCCUGACGCGAGCACCGGGGACGACCAGAUGAGACAGCUAGCGGCGCUCAAGGGAGAGGCAACCGGGCUGCACGUCUGGUUGACACUUGGGGGCUAUGACUUCUCCACCGGGUCGCGAAGGGCGUCGGAUACUCAGGGCAUUUUCCGUGACCUGGUCAGCACCCAUGAGAACCGCCGCAAGUUUCUGGACAACCUCGUGUCUUUCCUCCGGAACUUUGGCUUCGAUGGUAUCGACAUAGACUGGCAGUGGCCGCAGUCCGCUGACGAGGCGACCAACUUUGCCAUGCUGCUGAGCGAGAUGCGGGAAUACUUUGACACGCAAUCCACAGGCUCUUCUUCGUGGGGAAUCUCGUUCACGCUGCCUGUUGAUACGACCGUCCUCCGGCGCUUCGACCUCGCCUCAAUGGCCGCUUCGGCAAGCUGGAUCAACCUCGUGGCCUACGAUCUGGAGAGUACUGACAAGAGCACUACUCGACCAGUGUCAGAUAAGAGCUCCAUUGACGCGGCGCUGAGCUUUCUGGCUAACGCAGGGGUCCCGACCAACCAGAUAAACCUUGGUAUCGCCUUCUUUGGCCGCACCUAUUCGCUCUCCGACAAGGCCUGCUCCGCCAUCGGUUGCGCCGCUUCCGGCUUUGGCGUAGCCGGGCAAUGCACCGGACGGCCCGGGUUCAUGUCUUACGACGAGAUUCAAAAGAACAUUGCUAUUGACAACGGCAAGAUUGACGACAAGACCGGUGUCAACUACCUCAGCUACGGUGACGGUCAGUGGGUGUCUUACGAAGACCGCAAGUCCAUCAUCGAAAAGGUCAAGUACGCCAAGAGCAAGGGUCUUCUCGGUCUCGCAUUAUGGUCCAUCGAUCUGGACGACAACGACCACCGGCUUCUCAACGCCACCUUGUAUCCAGGAGGUCUCGGAAGCCUCUCCUUGACGACCGGUACAAACCACGACGACUCGUCCAACUACACUGGCGUGGACAUCAGCCAGUGCUCCUGGUCCGACUGCCAGACUGUUAGUGUUCCGAGCUGCCCCGCCGGGAAGCAAGGUCUUAUUGUCAACCGCUGUAACACCAAGGCAGGGACGGGGGAAAAGGUGUUCAAGUCGCUAUGCUGUCCUCUUGGCCAGACGCCAAAUCCCGACACCUGUGGAUGGAAUCGGCUGGACGGAGGCUCUUGCACGCCCGGGUGCAAAACUGGCCAGGUCGCCAUUGCUUCCGACAAGUGGUUCAUCAACUCAAAGGCGGUAGAGAAUUACUGCUUCUUUGGCAUGGCUACCUUCUGCUGUGACGCCGUAGAAACGGGCGAAUCCGUGUGCGCCUGGGAGGACAAGUGCGUCAGCAUCGUCUCUAACAGUGUUCCCACAUCAUCCAAGACAUGCUCGCAAGGGCGCAAGUUCGUCACAUACGCAAAAAGCGCCCCGGGCCACGGCACAUGCCAGGGAGACGCCGGCGUCAACUCCUGGAAGCCUUACUGUUGCGACCAGGAUGUCGAAACAUCCUCCUUCCAGUGGUCUGGCGUCGGCGGCACCGUGGACGGUGGCAAGAAGGCAUGCGAAGCGGCUAAGACAUGCCCACUGGGGAAGACUGCCAUCGCCUCGUCCUACCUCGGUGGAGGCGCAGACUGCACCGCUGUUGAAUUGACCAGCGGACUGGGCAUCAGCCAGGCUGUCCUCGUCACGGAACAACGCACGCUUUGCGCAGACCCCAAUGCGCUCAGACGGCAGAUCAAGACCCUCCCAGUCCCGCUAGAGAAUCUGUUUCCUAAGCCAGGACCGUCAACGGACAAGCAGAAAUGGGACGUCAAGAUAGACCCAACCAUGGGCGGGGCUGAUCCGACCCCGGAAGAGAGCACCAACGCCGACAAGAACUCCUUCGGCUGGUACAUCAUGUCGGGCCCCGAGAGUGAGCUCACGUCUCUGAGCAAGCGGGAUGGGUCUCACUGGGAGCUUUUCGACUGCGAGGCGGGGGCACUGCACGAGAAGCGCCAAACAGUCCGAGCUGUGUGUACCGACGAUUCCAAGGCGAGCAACUGCGGCCUCAUCCACAAAGGACGAGGCGUGGCGGAGACGGUGAUCGAGAUGCCCGAGGGCUGCGGCCCCGGAAGAUACGCCAUGGCCGUCUCCCUGUCGCCGUCCAGCAACCAGAAGAUGCCGCACCGCCUGGUUAAGAGGAGACCGGAACUGGCUGACGCCCAGGUGUACGACCUCACCUUUGACUAUGACUUCUCCCCGCUGAGGAGGCGCGCUGGAGGAUCUAAUGUCCUGAUACGCAUCGACUACAGCGACGAUCCAGGGUACUGGUCCGACAUCGUCGCCGCGGCGCCGACAAAGAUCAGGAGAUCGAAGCGACAGAUCGAGGAAGAAGUCCACCGCCACCAUGAUGGCUCGUAUAAGACGUACAUGUACCACUUGUGGUCCAUCGACAAGCGGUCGACGCCCGAGCACAAGCUGCACGAACUGCAUUCGCGCUGGUUCUCCAAAUCUGGCUCCAUCAAGGACUGGAUAGAUAGGCUCCGAAAUGUGGACGAGGAGUACGAGCUGGUGCGACACCGAGUCAACCAGCAGAUCCGCUGGGACCUGUACGACGAGACGAUAUCCUGCCAGAUCAAAGGGGUCGACACAACGGGCUAUUUCAAAGCCUGGGCCGACUUGAAUAUCAACAUCGAAACGUCGGCUCUCGUCACGCUGAUCGGAAACAUGGGUGACCUGAGCAGCUUCGACGAGUCCCACGUGCUCUUCCGGAACAGCGGCUCCGUCAAAGCGUCCCUUAACAUGGAGGCGCUCGUCAACCUACACUUUCUCACCGGCAAGGUCGAGCUCUUUGGGCUGCAGAACUUUGGCGCCACCUUCACCGUACCCGGCAUUGUGACUAUCGGACCCAACUUCCGUGUCCUCGGUCAGCUGCAGGGCACCGCGACGCUGCAUGGUCAGGCCCGCGUCGACCUCACGCUCGCGGAAUGGGACUUUACCCACCAGUUCCCCGAUGCAAACGGCAGGGCUGAUGACGUCCUCAUGGCUGACAAGAAGCUGGCCUCCGCCGGUGUGGAGAGGGCAGACCCGACGAAACCGCUCGAGGGGCCCAAGUUCUACUACGACGUCUCUGCCAGCGGCGAGCUGAGCUUGAUGGUGACACCCAAGGUCACGCUGGGCAUCGUAUUCGACGACAAGUCGAUUCCCGACGCUGCUAUCGACUUUGGCGUCAACGGCGUUGUGAGCCUGUACGGCUCAGCUAGUUCGAACUCGAACACGGCUUGGGGUUAUUGCUACGGCAUCAACGGCCGAGUCGAGGUCUUUGCUGAAGUAUCGGCGCCCACCUUGUUCGGGUUCAGCCUGAACCGACACUACGAUAUUUGGUCCACCGGAACAUUCCCCAUCCUUGACGAGACCUGCGCCGCCGCCUCUUCGUCGCUCACGGAAACGCAGCCGAGCAAACGCACGGCCAGGCUGGUCAAGAGAGACAAUCUCGUCGGAUCACUGAUUUGUCCAGCAGAGUCGACGGCAGAGGCUCCGAACGUUGGUUCCUGUCCAGCGUGUGGCGAGAGCACCCCUGGUUCUAGGUCACGGUACGUCAAGAGGAGGUACGGGUUUGUCCUUGAGGAGAGGGCCUACACAUGCCCUGUGCUGAGCGACGAGAUCUGCGUGCCUGGCGCCUCUGGUAGUAUCUCUGGCCGCUCGUCAAGCGACGACAUCGUAUCAUCGCUUGCCCCAAGGCAAAUUGGCCAGAAGAAGGUCAUCCUGAACUUCGGCGGCGGCGAUGUGUUUCUCGACUUCGGGUCGUAUGCGCAAUGCGGAGAUGCUCAGGACUCAUGGAAAGGCCGGUACAUCCUGAAAUACGUCGUGGCGACCAACCCCGGGCUUCAGUGCAACGCAGACAUUUCUUUGAUGGAUAAACCCACCUGGGAAGCGCAGUACUCAGCAAUCGGAUUCGAGACGGAGCACAUAUACGAGCCGCAGAUGCUGAGAGACUUUUAUCUGUGGCUCGGCAGAGGGUCAGGCACGACAGUGGGCACCUACUCGAUGGCCGAGCCGCAAUGGGUUGACAAUGUCCUCAUUGGCGCACAGCUACCAGGAGCAAGCCCCGGCAACCUUUUCCUGAGCUUCGACCAGACAAAUCUAGGCAUCACGCAAAACCCCACGGUUGAUACGGUACACAAUACCGUGGCGUUGGGCUUCGGCCGUUCGGAGACCCAGAAAAACAAGUUCACCAAGGAGCGCACUGAUUCCAACCUGGCUCUGGUACAGUGGGAAAUUAACAGCGGGAAGGCGACGUGGAUGGGUUUCGAGAAACCCUCCUUCAAUCCUUCAAGUGACCUGGAAGAGGAUCGGCGACUGCUCCGGAAUGCCAUGGCCGUCUUCAGCUAUCUCAAGUUUGUGCCGCCCGGUUCGGCGACGGGGCAGAAAUACGCAAAAGUUGAGGCCAUCUGGAACAAGUGGAUGCGCGUCUCCAACUGGAUCGACUUUGUAUUUUGGGAAUUCGACAGGCAGUUCACUGUCCGCGGCGGUUGGCAAGCGUGGCCUGGAGCUCCCGUCAACAACGCCGGCGGGAACCCCUCGCUGCGCGCCUUAUACGCGCGCUUCGUCGAGGACAGCCUGGCCGAAAUCGAGGCGACUGUGGCAAGCUUUUGCACGACGGCGGAAGCGGCAUAUCUCAACGCACAUGGGCCUCUUAACGCCCAGGGAGUGCGUCAAUGGACCGAUCCAACUACGGAUCCCGCUUGGUACAACUCCGCCUUUGGGCCUGGCGGCUGGGCUACGGCUGCGGUAGCGCGAUUCCCGAGGGUUAGCUCCGCCAACGGCUGGUCUGCUUAUGGGGCCACGGGUCAAUUGGAUAUGAUGGUGGAUGGGGCAGGCAACUUUGUGAAUGGUCUUCCGCCUCCUGAUCGCAUAUAG
Molecule: messenger RNA, 6888 nt
Organism: Colletotrichum siamense
Lineage: Eukaryota; Fungi; Ascomycota; Sordariomycetes; Glomerellales; Glomerellaceae
Gene: Mutanase-7
Product: Mutanase
Exons: 6
Coding region: 1-6888 (2295 amino acids)
Biological process (GO): carbohydrate metabolic process
Molecular function (GO): glucan endo-1,3-alpha-glucosidase activity; chitin binding
Source: RefSeq, a predicted model, not a curated record